Molecule: messenger RNA, 603 nt
Organism: Baudoinia panamericana UAMH 10762
Lineage: Eukaryota; Fungi; Ascomycota; Dothideomycetes; Mycosphaerellales; Teratosphaeriaceae
Exons: 1
Coding region: 1-603 (200 amino acids)
Source: RefSeq, a predicted model, not a curated record
AUGUCUCUCCCUCCGGGUACGGACAUAGAUAUCCGCCUUGGUCACUCACGUAGGAGAUCAACCCAACUACCUCCUUCACAACAUGACCAUGUCCACAGACGCCUUCCACGGCUCUUCAGUGGACAUAUACCGGGCAGUAACGAAGAUGGCGGAGACGAAUCUUCAGACGAUGGAUCGCAAAGCGAGGCUAUUGAGCUGAGAGACAACUUCCUCGGCAGAGUUCAUAGUUACUCGAAGCUUAUGCAUAACCACACCAGGCUUCAACUCGAGUCACCGACAGGAGGAACGCUCCCCAGUUAUACGAAGACGAUGCAUGCUUUCACCCUCAACCAGCUCAAUCACCACAGAGUGACAACGACAACGAAAAGCUUGACCGCAAGUCCUUGGUUGGGAAGCGAAAGCAGGCAAUCUGCGUUACCCAGCAAUGUUUGUCUGUGUUUGAGUAAGCUCAGCCUGGGUGAAGUUCCACGCGGUCCAUCAAACACGCCGGAGCACGGGCUAAAGAGUUUCGAGGGCCUUAUGGUGAACAGGCGGAGCGUGACUGAACCGGCACCGAGAGGGUUCGCUGUAGUUGUACAGACUCGUGAUUUUGCGCUGGUAUGA